AUUUUUCAACCCGUAGGCUGAGUUACGGUUUGCUCACUGAGAAAUCCUGUCGGUCUUUGGCUUCGGCUCUGAGGUCCAGCUUCUCUACUCUGAAAGCUUUAGAUCUGAGUGGCAACGCAAUCUGUGAUGAAGCAGUGAAAAUGCUCUCAAGUGGACUUGGAAGCCCUCACUGUAAAAUAGAGAUUUUGAGGUUAGCAUUGUGUGAGAUCACAGAGGUGGGUGUUGGUGAUUUGGCCUCGGCUCUUGUUUCUAACCCAGCUCAUCUGAGUGAGCUGGACCUGAGACAGAACCACAUAAAGGAUUUCGGUGUAUCAAGACUGGCUGAAGUGGUGAAGAUUUCCAACUGUAGGCUGGAGACUUUAUGUUUAGGAGACAGUGGGGUCACAAAGGAUGGUUGUGCUGUCCUCGCUGCUGCUCUAAACUCAAACCCAUCGUAUCUGAGAGAGCUGGACCUGAGCAGUAAUGAGCUCACAGACGCAGGGAUGAGGCUCCUUUCUCCUGUCCUGAGGAAUCACAGCAGCAACAUUAUGAAAUUAGAUUUGAGUCAGUGUUGUUUAACCACGGCCUGCUGUGAUUCACUGGCUGCAACUCUUGAAGAAAAAUCCUCAAGUCUUAGAGAACUGAAAUUAGGAGUAAAUAAUCUGCAAGAUCUGGGAAUUAAAAUCCUCUGUGCUGGAUUGGAAAAUCCACAUUGUCAGCUGGACACUUUAGGCCUGUCUAAUUGUGGGGUCACAGGGGAAGGUUGCACAAUUUUAUCCUCUGCACUGAGAUCUAAGCACUCACUUUUAAGAGAGCUGGACCUGAGUGAAAACAAUCUUACAGAUUCAGCCGUAAGGCCAUUAUCUGUCUUGCUAGAUGAUCCAGACUGUAAACUAGAGAAACUUAUCACACAUCAACAUUUGAUGGAAGUGUAGCAGAAUGCUGCCAUACCUCGCCACGUAUGACUGCACUUCUUCUUGUUGGUAAUUUAUAUGAUGCUUUCAGAUGUUUUAUUUUUAAAUCCUUUAUUUAUAUUUUUCUUAUCUUACACGGUUAUAUUCUAGUAUGAAUUACUGAGCAGAGAAUUCAAUUGCACUGCAGUAGUGUUGGUUAUACAAAACCAUGCUUUCCAUUUGAUACUAAUAUGUACUAUGUACAGUUACAAGUAUGUUACAAGUUGACUGAUGCACUGCUGUUGUUUUCAAAAGACGGGCCAAGAUGUGCAUGUUUGUUUUUUAACUCAUAAGAAAAGGCUCAGAGCCUCUUAACUGUAAAGGUCACCAACACUAUUUCCACUGCACUAUGAAAACGUGUCAUUACAAGAUGUAGCUCUAAAGCAAUCAGGAAGGUGGGUUGCAUACAUUUAAUUGGUUAUAAUGUUUUUCGUUUAUGUAUGCAUGUUUAAAUUAUUGCCAUCAUUUAUUUUUUAAUGUAUGGUAAGACAAUUAUAAUGUAAAACCUUAAGUUACACGCUGAUUUUUAUACGUAUGUGUACAUGUCAUUUAUUUAGAGAAUUUCUGUGAAACUUUUUUUUGUAUCAAUAAACCAUAAUACAA
Messenger RNA from Onychostoma macrolepis, 1535 nucleotides. Its product is annotated as ribonuclease inhibitor-like. Bases 141 to 914 code for a protein of 257 amino acids. The transcript is spliced from 6 exons. Lineage: Eukaryota; Metazoa; Chordata; Actinopteri; Cypriniformes; Cyprinidae. Gene Ontology annotation, molecular function: protein binding. The record is from RefSeq and is a predicted model, not a curated record.